Oncorhynchus keta (chum salmon) is the source of this 1616-nucleotide messenger RNA. Its product is annotated as parathyroid hormone-related protein-like. Gene Ontology annotation, biological process: osteoblast development; regulation of chondrocyte differentiation; adenylate cyclase-activating G protein-coupled receptor signaling pathway. NCBI's taxonomy places the organism in Eukaryota, Metazoa, Chordata, Actinopteri, Salmoniformes, Salmonidae. The record is from RefSeq and is a predicted model, not a curated record. Gene Ontology annotation, cellular component: extracellular region. The coding region runs from base 11 to 616 and encodes 201 amino acids. Gene Ontology annotation, molecular function: peptide hormone receptor binding; hormone activity. The transcript has 2 exons.
ACAAUGAAGGAUGGAACAUUGUCUGUUGCGUGUUCUAGAGUUCCAGACUUCCAGAAUGCUGUGUUCCAGAGGCAUGCUCCAGCAGUGGAGUCUAGCUGUGUUCCUGCUGUACUCUUCUGUCCCUCUCUACGGGAGACCCCUCGAUGCUCUCACUAACAGAAUGAGGAGGUCAGUGAGCCACGCCCAGCUGAUGCACGAUAAGGGCCGUUCCCUGCAUGAGUUCAAGAGACGGCACUGGAUCCAGGAACUACUAGACCAAGUCCACGCGUCCGACAGCGAGCGAGCCCCGGCUCCCCAGAGCAGGACCAGUGCUAAUGAGUGUCACAGCACCUUCAGCGGAAGCGCCCUAUCCCCCCCCAAACCCUCUGGAGGGACCAAGAACCUCCCCCUGAGCUUCCGGCUGGGAGGGGAGGGGAGCAACCUCCCCCAGGAGACCAACAAAUCUGUGGCCUACAAACACCAACCUCUGAAGGUGGUCACCAAGAGGAAAAAGAAGGUGAAGGGGGAGAGAGGGAGACGGAAGGAGAGCGAGAAGAGGAGGAGGAGGGCUCGCUCUGUAGUCACAAGUCUUACGACACAAAGAGAGGAGUUACAGAGGACACAAGACACUGUGUGACAAACAUACUUCAUGAUGUAGCCUUUGGGUGGCGCUGCACUAAGGACUCUGACUGACAAAGAUUCCAGCAUCACUGACUGAGACUCAGCCUAAUGUCUCAGACUCGAAACAACUGGUCUCUCCAUACCAUGGCCAUUGGUCUUUGCUUGUAUUGUUUUAAUCUGCUGCUUUUUCCGUGUGCCUUGAUAUACAGUAAUAUGUUGCUACUUUUAUUAUAACAUAUAACUUCUGUAUACAUAUUUAUUAGGUAAAUAAUAAGAAAAUCAUCAGCCAUGUUAAAUGAAUCUUUAACUCAUCCCUAGUUAGAUAACAAUGUAAGAUAUGGGCCCUUCAGGAGCAAUUUACUGUAUCUCCCUAAUACCCUUUAAAUCCUCUUCAAUCAGAUGUCCAUGUGUAAAGUACAACAUAGGCCACACAGUAAACGUUACGCAUGAAAUAUUUAUUGUUUGUACAUAUUUAAAUUCACAAAAUGAGGGAGGAUCAUUCUUUCUUUUUUUUACUGCCCGGUAGCUUUUUAGAUAGUCGAUAUUGUGAAUAUAUAAUUUCUUAUCUGUAGUUAGUAUUAUUAGAUCCAUAACAAAUGUUUUUACCAUAAUUUAUUUUAUUUGAACUGUAUAUUUAUUUUGUGAAUGUAUUACCGUGCUGCUGAUUUUUUGAUAUUUUAUAAUAACAUAAAAUGCACUUUAGAUAUAAUGAUGAUAUCCAUAUGUUUUGUUAAGUUACAUUGUUAUAAGUGUUCUCAUUUGUGGUUGAUUUGAAUUAAGAAAGAAAACGUUCCUUUGUUGAUAAACCCUUUAUAUUUUAUUUUCUUCUUGGUUUCUAAUAUUACCCAAUCAUCUCAUUGACUAGUGAGUUAUUGGAUCGUCCAUCAAAUUCUCUCUAGUUUUAAAAUAUUUUUUUGUUUGUUGAUAAAAACAAGCCAGAGUUGAACCUGUUGGAAUGAUUCCAGACUUGUUAAGAUUCAUGCCGUGUUUAGCAUUUGCACUGAGAGCACAAUCAU